ACGGCGACAAAAGGUACUCAUUUUUUUGAAACCCUAAUUCCUUAUUCAGUUACAUUUCUAAUAACAUCACUCAAUCGAUAGAUCAAUCAAUCAAUCAAUCAAUUUCCCUUUUUUUAAUAAUAAAAUCAAAAUUAGGGUUUCGAAUUGAAUCAUGGAAGAAGCAAUUCAUCAAAUAGUUUCCGAGCUCGAAUCACAUCACAGCGACACACAUUCACUCGAACCGAUAUCCGAAACAUCUCUAUUAUCACUUCAAACACUUGUAGACUACACACUCAACAAACACGACCCAAUUGAACUCGAAAACCUAUCUGGAGAGCUUUCCUCUAGGGGACUUUCUUUGUCGUCUUCGUUAAUCCAUCCUCUCACCGCAACAAUGGAGUCUCGUGACCCUCACGUGUCUCUUCUCGCGUCAAAAGUGUACCUUUCUCUUAUUCUUACUCCAGAUUUUCCUGUUAUAUCGUUUUUUACGUCUGUUGCGUUUCUUUCUUUACUUAGUACUAUUCGUCGGUGUUUCAAGAGUUAUCGGUCGGGACCACCCUCGGGUAAUGUGGGUAGGAAGAAAAAGGGAGGGGCUGGGAAGUCGAAGAAUAAGGGUAAGGGCGUUGAAAUGGGUGAUGAUGAGAGUGAGAGGGAGUUGAUUAGGGAAUUUGAUGUUCGGGUCUUGUUUCCUGUGAUUGAAAGGCUGAAGCUUGUUUUGGGUUUGAUUCAUUUGGAUAGAUUUCCGGAUAGUUUGAAGGCUUUAGUACAGACUGUGGCUCAGAUUCCUGUUUUAGCGAUUGAAUCAUGUGGGAAUACAUCGAAUUACAGCAACUUAUGCAGCUUGUGUUCGGAAAUUUUAAGUGAGUUGUUGAAGUCUGAGCAUGGUGAUAAAGCGGUUACUGCAGCUGAGGUAUUGAAAUCUCUUUCUUCUUCGAUUAUAACGUCUAAAUCACAGGCAAGAAUGUUUGGGUUAUCAUUUGUGGUGAAUAAAAUGGCUGUAAUGGCAAAGGAUUCAGAUGAGAUUCGGAAAUCGAUGGUUAAUCUUCCAAAGUAUUGGGUUGGUAAAGCUCCCGAGAGGGCCGAGCUUAGAGCUUUGGCUGUUGAAUCCAUUCUUGAAAUAGUUAAAACUUUGGAAUAUAAUGAUCAAAUAGAGUUUGCUGAUUAUGUAGUGAGAAUGACUCAAGGGAAACCCCAACUUAGACUACUAGCUGUUGAUCUUAUUCCAAAUUUGAUAAUGUUGAUAGAAGAUCCAUUAGAGAACGAGAGUUCUUGGGGUUUUAAGUGUCUGCAAGCACUGUUACAAAGAUGUUCAGAUGCAACUGCAGGAAUUAGAGCAAGGGCUCUUACUAAUCUGGCACAACUAGUGGGGUUUUUAUCCUGGAGUAGUGAGAAUAAAGCAUUGUUGAUUAAAGUCAUGGGGUUUGGUGAAGAUGGUGGGAUUAAUGAUGUUCUGAGAAAGCGGUGUGUUGAUGAGAAAGCCGCCGUGAGGAAAGCAGCACUCGUUUUAAUAUCAAAGCUGUCUGCUCUUCAAGGUGGAGAUGGUGGAUUUGAUGAUACGUUGCUAAAGAUUAUGGGCGUGGCUUGUUCUGAUCAACUUGUUAGCAUACGGAAGGCUGCAAUUUCUGCCCUGUCUGAGACCUUCAGGAAGUUUCGUGAUGAUAAAGUGGCCAAGGAGUGGUUACAUUCAGUUCCAUGUUUAAUAACAGAUAAUGAAACAAGUAUUCAAGAAGAAUGUGAGAAUUUGUUUCUAGAACUUGUGUUGGAAUGGAUUUCGCGAGCUGAAUCUAGUGUUGAUGAAUCGGGAAUUGACCACAGUGGGGUCUUGGGUCUGCUGAAAGCAAUCUGUAAUGGUGAAGUGACUCCAUGGGUUAAAAAAAUUUGUGCUAAUCUUGGAAAGAAGAAGAAACUUAAGUCCAAGAUUGUGAUUUCGCUUCAAAAUAUUAUCAGGAAUUCUGAGUCUGUGUGGUUAUCCAAUUCUAAACCAAUAGAGAAGUGGGUCGCCCCAGCUGGGGCCUGGUUCCUCUUGUCAGAAGUUUCCGGAUUCCUUUGGAAAGCAGUGGAUUGGGAGUUUCUUUAUCACCAUUGGCAGCUUCUUGACGAACAUGAACAUGAAUCUUCCAAUAGCCCACUUGAAGAAGAGGGCAUAGAGUCUAAUUCUGUCAACUGGGCUGGAGAUCGUGUAUCUCUCUUGCAAACAAUUUCCAACGUAUCGGUGGAACUGCCUGCUGAGCCUGCUGCAGACUUUGCUCAUAAUUUGCUUAAACGAAUUGAGGACUUCAGUAUGCAUUCUAUGGAGGUUACUGCUCAUGUGAAGGCACUCAGAACAUUGUGCAAACGGAAGGCAAAAGAUCACCAGGAGGCUGAAACCCUUGUGAUUAAGUGGGUGCACCAGGUACUCUCAAAAGCUUCCAAAACUCUAGACAAGUACAUGACAAAAGACUCGGAGAUGAGCAAAGCUAGUAGCUUUUGUACACCCCCAAGUGGGACCCAGAAGGGUAAUAGGUUGUCAACCACCAUGUCAAGAUUGUUAGCCGAAGCUACUACUGCUGUUUACACCAUUGGGUCACUUGUUAUUGUUUGCCCUUCGGCUGAUAUGAAAGCCAUUGUGCCUGUCUUGCAUAACAUUAUCACAUCAGGAGUUUCUAUUUCCGACCCAAAACUUAAAAAGUUAUCAGGGGUAUCAGUGUCAGUGAAGCAGACAGCCCCUUCAUUAUACAUUCAAGCUUGGUUAACUAUGGGUAAAAUCUGUCUUGCUGAUGACAAACUCGCAAAACGCUACAUUCCAUUGUUUGUGCAGGAGAUGGAAAAGAGUGACAACGCAGCGCUUCGUAACAAUAUUAUAGUAAUGAUGGCUGAUUUUUGUGUCCGAUAUACUGCUUUAGUUGAUUGUUAUAUACCCAACAUUACGAAAUGUCUCCGUGAUCCCUGUGAGUUGGUUAGAAGACAGACUUUCACGCUUCUCUCCAGGUUAUUACAGCGGGACUAUGUGAAGUGGAGAGGGGUGCUUUUUCUUCGAUUUCUGUUAUCGCUUGUUGACGAAUCAGAGAAAAUAAGACAACUUGCUGAUUUUCUUUUUGGGAAUAUAUUAAAAGUCAAGGCACCACUGUUAGCUUAUAACAGCUUUGUGGAAGCAAUCUUUGUGCUAAAUGAUUGUAAUGCUCAUACUGGACAGAGCAACUCUGGGAAUUCUCAAAAGGAAACCCGCCCUUUUUCCAUCCGAGGUAAUGACGAGAAAUCACGGAGUCAAAGAAUGCACAUAUAUACUUCUUUGCUGAAACAAAUGGUUCCCGAGCAUCUUUUGGCUGCAUUUGCUAAGGUAUGUUCAGAGAUUCUAGCCACCGCAUCCGAUGGUAUGCUCAAGAUUGAGGAUGUUACAUGCCAGUCUGUUCUACAGGAUGCAUUUCAGAUCCUUUCGUGUAAAGAAAUCAGAAUUCCAACAAACAAAGGGCAAUCACUGGAGUCAUCGGAAAUGGAAGAAGAAGUUGCAGAAACUGCUGUUAGAGGACGAGUUAUAACUCAAGGUGUAAAGAAAAGCUUAAUCCAAAACACAAUCCCGAUAUUCAUAGAGCUAAAACAUCUCCUUGAAAGCAAAAACAGCCCCCUUACAGGGCAUCUCAUGGAAUGCCUUAGAAUCAUUCUUAAAGAUUACAAAAACGAGAUUGAUGAGAUGCUUGUUGCUGAUAAGCAACUAAAGAAAGAACUUGUUUAUGACAUGCAAAAGUACGAGUCGCUCAAGGCUAAAUCCACUGCUGCUGAGACUGUUAGUAAGGGAGUAAACAUGAAUGGUGUGCACACAAGCUCAAAGGUGGCUUCCGCUGUGGCUGGUGCAUUGGCUGAAGCCAAGGCUAAAUCUGUUUUAAGGGAUGUGAACCAGGGUGCAGGUACCCCGUCUCUUAGUGCCAUGAACGUGCCUAAGCUCAAGUCAACAGGUGGUGUGGCAAGGCACACAGCAAGGUCAGCUGCCGUACUCGAGUCUCUAAGGAGAAGACAGCCUUUUGACUUGGAUGAUGAGAGUUGACACUUACUUGACAGUUAUCUUACAAGUACUAUUAAAUAUUGAUGGUAAUGAAAGUAGUUAUAACUCAUAACACGAAACAGCUGUAUUAAGCCUACUACAAAGCUGAAUGGCAACUGGUAGAAAGUGGCAAGGGUUUGCAAAAUUUGGCCAAAUCUAACAAUGCCUAAAAACCAAACUGGGAUUAACCGUAUUGGUACCAGUUAAUCACUUGUAUAAUUUGGUUCUCAAUUCUACAGCGGCUAAAUCGGGGGGUGUAUGUAUAUUUCCCAUAGCGCAUAUUUACUUUCAA
Erigeron canadensis is the source of this 4286-nucleotide messenger RNA. Its product is annotated as condensin-2 complex subunit D3. Bases 152 to 3997 code for a protein of 1281 amino acids. Gene Ontology annotation, biological process: meiotic chromosome condensation; mitotic chromosome condensation. The record is from RefSeq and is a predicted model, not a curated record. Gene Ontology annotation, cellular component: condensed chromosome, centromeric region. The transcript is spliced from 9 exons. NCBI's taxonomy places the organism in Eukaryota, Viridiplantae, Streptophyta, Magnoliopsida, Asterales, Asteraceae. Gene Ontology annotation, molecular function: histone binding.